This is a messenger RNA of Helianthus annuus (common sunflower), 2564 nucleotides long. Its product is annotated as putative clathrin assembly protein At2g25430. Gene Ontology annotation, molecular function: phosphatidylinositol-4,5-bisphosphate binding; 1-phosphatidylinositol binding; clathrin heavy chain binding. Gene Ontology annotation, cellular component: clathrin-coated pit; clathrin-coated vesicle. The record is from RefSeq and is a predicted model, not a curated record. The transcript has 2 exons. Gene Ontology annotation, biological process: vesicle budding from membrane; clathrin coat assembly; clathrin-dependent endocytosis. Bases 372 to 2258 code for a protein of 628 amino acids. NCBI's taxonomy places the organism in Eukaryota, Viridiplantae, Streptophyta, Magnoliopsida, Asterales, Asteraceae.
UUAAAUCGGUAGACAAGAGGGGCGGUUCAAUUAACAUUGAUUAUUAGCUGGCUUAUCUCCAUUUGUUGUCCUAAAAAUAUCCUUUCUUAGUAGUGAUGGAACCUUCCUUUCUUUCCCAAGUCUGACUCAUCCAACGGCCCAUAAUCAACUCUUCAUCCCUUUCCUCUUUCUCUCUCUAACACAACUUUCAGCUCGCACCAAAGAGACACAGAGAUCUCCGGCGACACCAAACCACGCGCCACCACAUGCUGCUUCUUACACAUCCGAUCUCACCUUGACUCUACUGUCUACAAAGUCAACGGAUCUGUUCAUCCACCAGCUUUUUUCAUUUUAGAUAUUUAUCGGGUUUUAGUACAGGAAGAGAAGGAAAUAUGGCGUUAAGGAAGGCGAUGGGUGCGGUGAAAGAUCAAACUAGUAUUGGAAUAGCUAAGGUGGCUAGUAACAUGGCGCCUGAGCUCGAGGUUGCUAUUGUGAAAGCCACUAGUCACGAUGAUGAUCCCGCCAGUGAGAAGUAUAUCCGGGAGAUCUUGCAGCUGACAUCCUACUCACGUGGUUAUGUGAGUACUUGUGUUCAUGCUGUGUCGAAACGGUUGAGCAAGACUCGUGAUUGGAUUGUGGCGCUCAAGUGUUUGGUUUUGAUCCAUAGAUUGUUGAACGAUGGGGAUGUAGUUUUCCAGCAGGAAAUUAUGUAUGCUACGAGGAAAGGGACGAGGUUGCUUAAUAUGUCGGAUUUCCGUGAUGAGGCCCAUUCAAACUCAUGGGACCACUCUACGUUUGUGAGGACUUAUGGUUUUUACCUGGAUCAGAAGCUGGAUUUGAUUGCAUAUGAGAGGAAACAAAACAGUGGUGGCGGUGAAGAACCGGACAGGUUCAGGGAGGAUCGGUGGAGGUCCCCACCAUCUCGUGGGAAUGAUUAUGGCUACAAUGACGAUCCUGGGUAUGGUGGAAAUAUGAGGAGGUCAAGAUCUUUUGGAGAUGUGAAAGAGGGAUCCUCUCAGGCGAAGAAUAACGUGACACCAUUGAGGGAUAUGCCACCGGAAAGGAUAUUUGGAAAGAUGGGGCAUUUACAGAGGUUGUUGGAUAGGAUCUUGUCAUGUAGACCAACAGGUCUCGCAAGAAACAGCAGGUUGGUGUUGGUUGCUCUCUAUCCUGUUGUACAAGAAAGUUUUAAGCUUUAUGCAGAUAUAUGUGAAGUUCUGGCCAUCUUGCUUGAUCGGUUCUUUGAUAUGGAGUAUCAGGAUUGCGUGAAAGCAUUCGAUGCUUAUGUUAGUGCUGGAAAGCAGAUUGAUGAGCUUGUAGGUUUCUACAAUUGGUGCAAGGAUAUGGGCAUUGCUAGAUCUUCAGACUAUCCUGAAGUUCAGAAGAUAACUGCUAAACUACUGGAGACAUUGGAGGAAUUUGUUAGAGAUAGAGCCAAGGCUAUGAGUAGCCCAGAAAAGAAACCAGAAGUCGUUGAACAAGUAAAAGAGGAAGAACCAGAAUAUGAUAUGAACGAAAUUAAGGCAUUGCCAGCACCAGAGACUCCGCCACCACCACCACCGCCACCUGCUCCCGAGCCGCCCAAGGCUGAACCACAACAGCCGUUAGUGGAUUUACGAGAGGAUGGAACUUUGACAGCAGAUGAUCAAGGAAAUAGAUUUGCAUUGGCGUUGUUUGCAGGUCCAGCUGCAAACAAAACCAACGGUAACUGGGAAGCAUUUGGAUCCAAUGGUGAGUCUGAGGUAACCUCUGCUUGGCAAAAUCCAGCUGCAGAGGCUGGAAAAGCCGAUUGGGAACUUGCAUUAGUGGAAACUGCUAGUAAUCUAGAGAAACAGAAGGCGGCAAUGGGUGGUGGGCUUGACCCUUUGCUUCUGAAUGGCAUGUAUGACCAAGGAAUGGUGAGGCAACAUGUUAGCACCGCCCAGUUAACCGGUGGUAGUGCUAGCAGUGUAGCAUUGCCAGGGAAAACCGCCACACCCGUAUUAGCACUUCCUGCCCCUGAUGGGUCGGUACAAACAGUUGGAGGAGACCCAUUUGCUGCAUCAUUAAGCGUCCCUCCACCUUCUUAUGUCCAAAUGGCAGAUAUGGAGAAAAAACAACAGUUGCUUGUGCAAGAACAGAUGGUCUGGCAACAGUAUGCUAGGAGUGGAAUGCAAGGUCAAAGUAGUUUGACCACUAUCAACAAUGGUGGUUAUAUAGCUCCUGGACAACCACCCAUGAUGCCAUAUGGAUAUCCGCCAGUUAAUGGAGCCGGGUAUUAUCAUCCCAAUCCAUACUGAUACAUACCUGCUGUGUUUCUUGUUUAAUCAUCUGUUACAUACUUUUUAUUGUUCUUUUUUUUUUUACAUUUCCACUGCAUCGUUUCAAGUGAUUGAUAGUGCAUUUUUCUUAGUGUGGGUGGUAAUGAAAAGAGAUAAAUAGACGAAAACGAUUUGGUAUUUUUAUUUUGGGAGGAAUGUAGAGAUGGGUCCCUUUGUUCCAAUUAUGAUCUCUUGCAUGUGUUCUCCAUCAUUGUUAUGGUAUGUGCUUUUUGAUCCACUUUUGUAAAACACAUAUUAUUAAACUGUUCUUGUUGCUUUUAUGUA